CUACAGUGAUAAUAUUUAAAAACAAGCAAUAUUGAUAAAAAAUAAUAUAGAAUAUUUGAAAUUUUCGUAUAAAAGUAAAAUCUGAAAUGUCGCGCACACAUUUCUCUAAUAAACAUCGUCUAGCUAUGGCCGGCGCAGCGGUGGCGGUGGUGCUUUUAUUGUUAUGUUUGCUCAAUUCAAACGUUCUUUCAUUCGUGUCCGAAGACAAAGCCGAUGCUGAUACUUUAGAAUUACUACAUGUGGUUUUCCGACAUGGACCACGAACACCCGCAGACACAUAUCCAAAUGAUCCACACAUUAACCAAACAUUCUCUCCUUUCGGAUGGGGGCACAUAACCAAUAACGGCAAGCGUGAGCUAUUUGGCAUUGGAACGUGGCUGCGCAAGCGUUACGCAGACUUCAUGUCGCCAUACUAUACGCCAGACGUKKCACACGCUCAAGCAACGGGUGUUGCACGCACCCACAUGACGCUGCAGACGGUCUUGGCGAGUUUGUUCCCCCCAAAAGAUACGCCCAUGGAAUGGCAUCCGAAAUAUAAUUGGCAGCCGGUGCCGGUAUUUUCGCAGCCACUCAAUGAGGAUUCGUUACUGUUGGUGCGCACACCUUGUCCGCGUUAUUUUGAGGCUUUAGGUGAAGUUUUAGAGUUGCCAAAUGUGAAAGCGGAAAUUGAACCAUACCUCAGCAUGUUGAGCGAGUUGUCACUCUUAACCGGCAUGAAUUUAACGCAACCGGAAGACGUUCAAUCGCUUUACCUAACACUUUUAUCAGAGCAAGAAUUUGGUCUAAAACUUCCUGAUUGGACGAAGAGUUACUUCCCUCAACAAAUGCAGUUCCUUACCGAUCAAAGCUACAUUUAUAACGUUUAUACGCCAGAGAUGCAAAAGAUAAAGGCUGGACCAUUUUUGCAGAAAAUGUUUAAAGAAAUGCAGGAAAAACGCGUUGGCAAACUGAAGCCAGAGGCUCGAAAAAUGUUUAUUUACACAGGACAUGACACGACAGUGGUCAACAUUCUGUCUAGCUUAAAAAUUUGGAAGCGMCAGUUGCCACGUUACUCGGUUAUGACUAUUUUUGAAUUGCACAAGAAUAAGYUUACCGGAGAGUAUUAUGUAGAGGUUUACUUCCGAAGUCAUGCCAAAGCGCCAUUAGAGAAGCUGACAGUACCAGGCUGUGAUUUUCAAUGCCCCUUAGACAAAUUAAUUGAACUAAGUAGUGAUGUACUUCCAAAUGAACCAUACGAUGUGCGUUGCGCUUCAAAGAAUGAAGGUUUUACGGAACCACCGCUCAAAGGACCUUAAGUGAUAUACCCUAAGAAAAAAAGUAUUUUUAUAACGCCUAAUUUARUUUGUAAAAUUUUAUUUAUUACACGAAUAUUU
Messenger RNA from Bactrocera latifrons, 1373 nucleotides. Its product is annotated as venom acid phosphatase Acph-1-like. NCBI's taxonomy places the organism in Eukaryota, Metazoa, Arthropoda, Insecta, Diptera, Tephritidae. The coding region runs from base 87 to 1295 and encodes 402 amino acids. The transcript is spliced from 7 exons. The record is from RefSeq and is a predicted model, not a curated record. Gene Ontology annotation, biological process: dephosphorylation. Gene Ontology annotation, molecular function: phosphatase activity.